AUGGAAGGCCCUAAAAAAAUAGAAGCCGGCAUCAAGAUCGCUAUUAUUGGGGGCGGACCUGCUGGGCUUUCGGCUGCCAUCGAGCUUGCUAGACUACCGUUUGUGGAAUGGACCCUGUACGAGCAGAAACCGAGUAUCAGCGAGAUCGGCACGGGGAUUGCUCUACAACGCAACACAUGGAGACUACUGGAAAAACUUGGAGUGUCCCAGCAUCUCAAGGCAGGGGACUUCUUCAGACCGAAAGAUGGGCACGACACUCAAUAUAGAGACGGAAGGACUGGUGUAGUUGUGAAACAGACAUACCCAUUGCCGAACGUGGCUCCCCACCAAGCCCCAUGCAGAAUCCAUCGGGGCAGACUACAGAAAGCCUUGCUCAAAAACGUUGACCAACGUCGCGUUCAGCCAGGCAAAAAACUAGUGAAAGUGGAACGAGUGGACAGUGGGAGACUUCGCCUUGUUUUUAGCUGUGGCUCCCUUGACGAGGUAGAUCUUAUUAUUGGGGCCGAUGGUAUCCGUUCUACCAUUCGAACGUUUGCAUUCCCCGAGUAUAGUGUCAGCUACUCGGGCAUGACAGCGUAUCGAGCAGUAGUCAGAGCAGCAGACGUCCGACAGAUUAAUGGCCUCUCAAAGGCUAUCGUAUUCUGGUACGGGACUGAUGGUAAGUGGAUUUAUACAAGUCCACUUGACAACGGCGACUGGGAGAUUACUUGCAGGAUUCGAGAGCCCGACGACAAUGAUCGGACGAGUUGGGGCAAAGAGGUUAAUGUGGCAAAGUUUGUUGAGACCUUCUACGAGUACUGCGAGCCGAUUCAACAGCUCUUAUCAUUGGUGACUCGGGUGAAGCGGUUCGACUACUUCGGCGGGCCGCGAUUGCAGACCGUGAUUAAUCACAGUUCCGUGGCUCUAAUUGGUGAUGCGUCUCAUCCACUCUCGGGGGCGUUUGGUGCCGGUGCUGCUUUCGCCAUUGAGGAUUCUCAUGUGUUGGCAGGUGCACUUCGUUGGGCAGCCUCUUCAUCUCACUCUCUGACGGAAGCCUUGCAGCUCUUUGACAAGGUGCGGUCAUCCCAUUACAGGAAACUGUACGAAACGUUAGAUGAGAUUGCUUCAGCUCAUCAGAAGACUUUUCGCCACUCCGCGUCGGCAGAAGAGGAGAUUGCCGGCCAAAUCGAAAAUGUUUCACUGUCGAAACACACCUGGAUGUUUUAUCACGAGGUCAGUCAAGCCUCUGCCUCUGUUGUUCAAGUGGAAACUGACCAAGCGAAUGUAGGCUGA
Molecule: messenger RNA, 1272 nt
Organism: Penicillium hordei
Lineage: Eukaryota; Fungi; Ascomycota; Eurotiomycetes; Eurotiales; Aspergillaceae
Product: Pyridine nucleotide-disulfide oxidoreductase class-II
Exons: 3
Coding region: 1-1272 (423 amino acids)
Biological process (GO): secondary metabolite biosynthetic process
Molecular function (GO): FAD binding
Source: RefSeq, a predicted model, not a curated record